CUUCUUUUUCUUUUUCUACUACAGUGAAAAAAGAACAGGAUGGAACAGAUGACAAGAAAACGGCUCAGAAGAAGAAGGUGAAAGAAUUGAAAGUGCUGGAUGGUAAAACUGCACAGAAUCUGUCUAUCUUCUUGGGAUCUUUCCGACUUCCAUACGAGGAGAUAAAGAACGUUAUCCUCGAGGUCAACGAGAGCGUCCUCACUGAGUCUAUGGUGCAGAACCUGGUUAAGCAGCUUCCAGAAGCAGAACAAUUGAGUGUGUUGUCAGAAAUGAAAGGGGAAUAUAAUGAUCUGGCUGAGCCUGAACAGUUUGGUGUUGUGAUCAGCACUGUGCCAAAGCUUCAUGUUCGUCUGAACGCCAUCCUGUUCAAGCUGCAGUUUGAAGAGCAGAUCAACAACAUCAAGCCAGACAUUGUGUCUGUGAUUGCCGCCUGCGAGGAGCUGAGCCAGAGUGAGAACUUCUCCAAGUUACUGGAGCUCAUCCUGCUGGUCGGGAACUUCAUGAACGCGGGUUCAAGGAACGCCCGCGCCUUUGGCUUCAGCAUCAGCUACCUCUGCAAACUUCGAGACACCAAGUCUGCUGAUCAGAAGAUGACUCUCCUGCACUUCCUAGCUGAGAUCUGUCAGGAGCAGCACCCAGAAGUGUUGCACUUCAUAGAUGAACUGACCCAUGUGGACAAAGCAAGCCGAGUUUCUGCUGAAACGCUACAGAAGAACGUAGACCAGAUGUUAAAGCAGAUUUCCAACUUGGAGAAAGAUGUACAGGCAUUCCCUCCAACCACCAACGAGAAAGACAAGUUUGUGGAGAAGAUGGAAAGUUUUGUCAAGACUGCCCGAGAGCAGUAUGAGAAGCUGGCCCUCAUGUACAACAACAUGGAGAAGCAAUAUGAGGACCUGGGGGCCUACUUUGUCUUUAACCCCAAAAAGAUAUCUGUGGAGGAGUUCUUCGGGGACCUCAGCAACUUCAAAAGCAUGUUCCAGCAAGCGGUGAAGGAGAACCAGAAAAGGAAGGAGGCAGAGGAGAAAAUCCGCAAGGCAAAACUGGCGAGGGAGAAAGCAGAGAGGGAGAAAGAAGAGAAACAGAAGAGGAACCAACUCAUCGACAUUAAUGCAGAGGGUGAUGAAACUGGAAUUAUGGAUGGCCUGAUGGAAGCCUUGCAGUCAGGUGCCGCCUUUAGGAGAAAGAGGGGCCCUAGGCAGGCGGCCAACAGAAAAGCUGGCAAUGCUGUGACAUCCCUCCUGGCCAAAGAGCUGAUGCAGGAGGACGCGAUAUCUGCUGCACCGCUGAAAAAGAAGAAAGAAGAAAAGAUUAAAGAGAAAACAAUGGCUGAACCAGAACAGGAAGCACUCGAAGAUAUUUUAGAGGCUGCGCCUGCCAGAUCAAGUUAAUAAUUAAUCAAUUGAGAAUGAAGAACACAGAUCAUGACUGCAGCCUGAGUGAAAUGACUAGUGUCACUCAAAUAUCAGUGUGGGUUGGUACCUGUAGUACAGGCUGUGGGUUCUUCUACAGGAGUUCUUUUUGAAGAUGAUCCAUGGCAUUCACUUGGUGAGGGACCAUUUCUUCUCAGCAUCCCACAGUUUAUUUUUAGCACCAGUAUCAAUGCUGAACAUUACUAUUUACACUGGAUUAGGGUUAACUUUAGUGGCGCCUAACAUGCUUAUACAUACCAUUAAAAAAAAAAAAAUCAAAUUUAUAUCUGUGCAUAUUCCAGACUUUACUGGAUCUACAAACUUUCUGAGACUGCUAUUGUCAUACAUAAAUACUUUUUUUUUGUUUUUAAAUCAGCAUAGAAAUUGAAUAUUUAAAAUUAUCUUUAAUCUUACUGGUCAAAUUAGAUUGAAGACUGCAAGGGACAGUUUUGAGCAGAUUGUGCUGGCUCACUAUUUGGCUGAAAAUGACUAAAACAUUGUUUUGCAGGUUGCUGGUUUAAAAAUACUGUAGGGUGCAUUGUAAAGUAAAUAGAUGUAGUUAUAACAAGUGCCAAUCUGCCUUACAUCUGCACAUAUUUCAACUAAUACAAUUCAUCAAAUGAAAAGGUGCUGAUAAGAAAGUUCACUUCCACAUCAAUUGUUUUAUAAUGCAUUUAUACUUGUGUUUAUUGUAUUAAUUUUAUUUGUAGCUACCAUAGUCUGGUACCUCUGUACCUUUCGGUACUUUUUUGUUUUGUAUGUCGUCUUAUCUUUUUAUAAAGUAGUUUCUUAAACAUAUUUAUACAAGCACUGGAUAAAUAAAUAUAUAUAUAUAUAUAUAUAUAUAUAUAUAUAUAUAUAUAUAUAUAUAUAUAUAUAUUUACGUGUACUUCAGUCUUCUCAGUAAAUUGCAUACUUUCCUGUUGGUUUUUAGUCCGCUUCAGCCAUAAGUUGACAUGUUCACAAUGUUGGGUAUUUACUAUACAGCUGUGAACAUGUGGUUGGCACCCAAAACUGAGAAACAUGCUGCAUGAAGGAGGAGGAGCAUAAACUAAGGCCUGAAGGUACACGUUUCAUUUUGGGGGUCAGACUUGAAACAAGAUUAUGAAACAAAAACUUCUAUUUGAAAUAGAAUUGAUUUAAAGAGAAAAAAAAUACAUCUAGUAUAAAAAAUGUUUAAAUAAAGUGAAAAACAUGUUAAUGGGAUUCAUAUCUGGGGGGUUUCCAAAAAAAUCCUUUCCAUGUAAGGAUAUAUAAAGACACCGAGCUUUGAGAUUCAUGUAUUAUAUAUUCAUCUAUACAACUUGGUAUUCUGCUCAAAUACUUAAAUAUACAAACCUUAUCCAAUUUGUCUUGAGUAUAUUUUUUUGUCAGCAAGGUGUGUGUGUCGUGUCAUGUGUCCUCCCCCUCCCCACCUCCAGCUCCAAUAAUUUAUUACUGAUGUUGUUACCAUGGGCGACUUAAUUCCUAUAUUGCUGUUCUGGAUUGCCAGUCACUUCAUUUGUGCAAAGGAUGGAUGACUGUUGUCAGGAAUACUACUGUGUUUUUUUUUUUUUUUUUUUUUUUUUUUUUUUUUAAUAUUUCAAACUAAAUAUUAAUACGAAAGUGUGCAACUUGGACCAUGAAUUGCAUCCCUUCUGUUGUAAGUUGGUGAUAGACAAGAGCCUUGCUGCUUUUAUCCUUUCCAUUAUUAUUAUCUUUUAUAAUGGUCAAAAGUGUUGCUGCAAGACUGCUUUUUUAUGGUUGUUAGGAAUGGAAGCAAGAGAAUAUCUGUUUGUAAUAUCUGAGAAUGUUUCUCCCUCCGUGCUGUAUGUGUUGUUUUUUUUUUUCCUUCUCCCCAUCAUUCUCAUUGUUGCAGGAACAUAUGAAGGACAAAAAUCUGCAAACCAGAAGCUUAUUGGAGAUUAUCCAAAGGAAAUACCAUGCAAGAUACACAUUUUACAAGCUUGCAGAAAGAAAACAAUAACUUUCUGGUUACUGUAUGUAUAUGUUUGCAGGAGGCCAGGAUAUCAAAUUCCUGUUAUUCUGUUAACAUGCGUUUGCAACACGGUUAUUCUUUUUAGGUUAUUUUUAUCAUCAUCAGCUUGCAACACCAAAUGACAACUUAGUAAUAACCCUGCAACUGCAGCUUUUUCAUAUGAAGUCUUUUUUUGUAAAGAGGCAUCUGUUUGUAAAGGAUAUCCUCAUUUGCUGCACUUAUGUUUAUGUAACACUGCCACGUCAGGGGUUAAAUUCAUGGAACAAGAGGAGAAAAGGCAGGACGUGUUUCCUUUACACAGAGCUCGAGUUUGUCUCUAAUUCAUUAAGGAAGCACCUGGGCAUGAGGCCCAAAAAAAAAAAAAAAUGCGCUGUUUGCUUUUCAUGACUCCUGCCGGAAUUCUUUAAAAACAAAGUUCUCUUGUUUUCUUUAGAGCUUUCAAGACUUGGCAAACGGAGGGUGGUGUUCAGAACAGGAAGUAGAUAGAUGGCGCUAUAAGACCACAAAAUGUAACUUGCCUGUAGCUGGUCAUUGCAACGCCCUCCAAACUUCCUGUUUCGUAAUAUCCUCCUGUGAUUCUUUAGCAGGCCUUGCAUUGGGCAUACAUUUAGGUUUUGUAUUGGUAAGUUUAUUACAGUGGCCAACAAGUAAAUGACUAGAUUUCUUGAUAUUCUGGUCUGUCACUCCCUUGGUAGUGAUUUUAAAAAGUGACAACAUUUGAACUAUAACUAAACUAGAUGUACGGUCAUAAAAGAAGGAUAGAAAAACAUUUCCAAAACGAGCCCCCUGUAAUCAGUGCUCAUUUUAUGUUCAUAGUUAUAUAAAUUAAUAUUGCACAACCAUUUAUUAUCAAUAAUGAUUAGAAAUUAUUGAUCAUUUCUAAUGUAGAGAAAAUGAUCCAAUAUAUAAUAUAAACCAUAUCCACCUGCUAUGUGAAAUAUUUAAUAUAAUGAGAAAUUCUGAGAAAAACAGAACAUUUUCCAGAUAUACUGUAGUGUUUCUAAUACAUUAUUUUAUUGUUGUAUUGUAUUAACAUUCAAAUGCCCUUUGCUGCUGAUUUAAAAAAAAAAAAACACUUAAAAAUGCUAUGCAGCAUUUGACUGUCAAUGUAUUGAUAAGGCCUGCAGUGCUUUUGGAGUUGUGAUCACAUACCAUACAUCAUGCACAUGCAACAGAUGUGUCCAUACUACUACAGUUUAGUGCAUUUGGUGCUGGUAUUUGUAACUUUAAUUCUACAAUGUUUUAUUGAUGUACUGGUAACAUCUAAAGCUGCAAAGUGAUGUGUUUCUGGAAGCAAUCUGUUUUGCAUAUUUUUUUUCUGAGACUUGUUGGGUGGCAAAGUCGUAAUCUCUGCAAUGAUGUAAUUGGACCUUAGGUGUCAGGAAACAAUGGCAGAAUCCAAAUAAUGCAGUGGAGAAGAUAUUUAUUCAUAUAGUCAUAGCUUUUAAUAUACAAAUUGAGAGGGUAAUAAGCAAGAUUUGAAUGCAUUACUGCACAACCUACUUAAAGCAAUGGCACCACAUCUCAAAAUAAAUAAUGGAUAUUUUAAAAAGUCCUCAGCGUUGGCAAUUUAUCAUCAUGGGUUUCCAUAACCCUUGACCACUUAGAAUGCAUGUGGUCAUUACACACAAGUAAUACAAGAGCAAGAAAUAUAUUCUGUGGGCCUUAUCCACAUACUAAUAUAUCAAUCCUGUACCAUUCCACAUAACUUGUUUUACAGUACAACCACUGAGUAUUUUCUUAUAUGUUUUAAAUAAAGCUUUUGCUAUAUAUAAAUAAACAAGUGUUGUAGUUUUAGAUGCAAGGGCCAUACAAUCAGCUGUAAAACUACAUUUUUUUUAAUUUAUUUUUUAAGUUUUUCUGCUAACAUUUUAUUGACUGUUACAGUUAUUUUUGGAUGUAAAUGUAAACAAAAAUGUUUUCUACUGCAGUGGUUCAACUACUGAAUGAACAUUAUAGCUGUUUUAAAGGGCCUCUUCUUGUCUGCUGUACAAAGGUGGUUCCUUGCUGAGUUGCAGAGGGGAUGAAGUAACUACUGUACUAUUUUGACUUGCACCUUAUAUCACCCACAGGUCAUUGCUGGAGAAAAAUAUGUUUCACCACAACUUGGUUUCUUUGACAUAUACUAACCCUAAUAGUGCAUUUACAGGGGUGAUUAUAUUGUGGUAAUGUAUUCCACACAUGACAACCCAGGCAGUCAAAACAACUUUUCGAACUAUAUGUGGUGGGGAAAAAAGCUUUGCAAUUAUAGAAAUUAGAAUUGCUCUGUAUGACCACAUUUUCUUUUCAUUGGCGUAAGUCCAUUUAUUUUAGUUUGAGUGUUAAAUAAAGAAAAGCAUUAGCACAUACAAUAAAAUUAGGUAAUCCAUUUUGAAGAGAGUGUUUCUUUAUAAAGAUAUAAUAAUGGCUCCUGAGAUUGUUAUUCACAAUCAUAAUGCCUUCAGUGUCUGCUGUACAGUAUGUACCCUCAUACUGUACAGAUCAACAUGUAUAAGCAUGUGUGUAGAUCUUUACAUACAUCCUCAAUAGUGACUCAUGCACAGAUGGAAAGCCAUCACUUUGUUUCCAUUGUCUGAUUUGAUGCUCAACUUUGAGAGGUUUAGCAGAUACUUCAUUAAGACACUGGAGCAGCACUAAGCUCUACCUGCUUGAAUUGGAUUGUACAGAGACCACUGUUAGAUUACGUACAAACCAGUGGCAGUUUGUGGAUACAGAUUCAUAACCUGGGGAUUUGUAGAAAAGCAGAUUUAAUUUACCUUUAAAAUAAAAUUUAAAUGACAAAGAGAACAAUGUAAAAUUCUAAAUAAAACCUGGAAACUCAAGUGAAGGUGUUUUCAAAGAAUUCUGCUAAUGAGUCCAAUGUGUUUUAGUAUUCUAACCCUCUGUAAAAACAAGAGGUUAUAAUUUAAGUAUGGUUUUUUUUUUUUUUUUUUUUUUUUUUUUUUUUGUUU
Messenger RNA from Acipenser ruthenus (sterlet), 6338 nucleotides. Its product is annotated as protein diaphanous homolog 1-like. The transcript is spliced from 10 exons. Lineage: Eukaryota; Metazoa; Chordata; Actinopteri; Acipenseriformes; Acipenseridae. Gene Ontology annotation, biological process: actin filament polymerization. Gene Ontology annotation, molecular function: microtubule binding; actin binding. Gene Ontology annotation, cellular component: cytoplasm; actin filament. The record is from RefSeq and is a predicted model, not a curated record. The coding region runs from base 210 to 1388 and encodes 392 amino acids.